Choloepus didactylus (southern two-toed sloth) is the source of this 1359-nucleotide messenger RNA. It is a transcript of the gene PNO1, whose product is annotated as partner of NOB1 homolog. The transcript has 7 exons. NCBI's taxonomy places the organism in Eukaryota, Metazoa, Chordata, Mammalia, Pilosa, Megalonychidae. The record is from RefSeq and is a predicted model, not a curated record. Gene Ontology annotation, cellular component: nucleolus. The coding region runs from base 49 to 807 and encodes 252 amino acids. Gene Ontology annotation, molecular function: RNA binding.
CACACGUGUUCCAAGCGGAACAGACUGCUGGGCCGGAGAGUCCUAGGGAUGGAAUCCAAGAUGGAAGCACAGAGCGCUGGGGCCGACGAUGGCUUCACUCAGGUCACCCGCAAGGGUGGCCAACGGGCGAAGAAACGGCAGGCUGAGGAGCUCUCCCGAGCAGGAGAGGGCGGGGACCCGGGACGCAUGGAUACGGAGGAGAUCCGGCCAGCAAAGAGGCCUGUCUUCCCGCCCCUCUCUGGGGACGGGCUUCUGGGUGGGAAAGAAGAAACUAGGAAAAUUCCAGUCCCAGCUAACAGAUAUACUCCACUAAAAGAAAACUGGAUGAAGAUUUUUACUCCUGUUGUAGAACAUUUGGGACUUCAGAUACGCUUUAAUUUGAAAUCCAGGAAUGUAGAAAUCAGGACUUGUAAAGAAACCAAGGAUGUUAGUGCUCUGACAAAAGCAGCUGAUUUUGUGAAAGCCUUUAUUCUCGGAUUUCAGGUGGAGGAUGCACUUGCCCUCAUCAGAUUGGAUGACCUCUUCCUAGAGUCUUUUGAAAUUACAGAUGUUAAACCUUUAAAGGGAGACCACCUUUCGAGGGCAAUAGGAAGAAUUGCUGGCAAAGGAGGGAAAACCAAGUUUACCAUAGAGAAUGUAACCAGGACGCGGAUAGUUUUGGCUGAUUUGAAAGUUCACAUCCUUGGCUCUUUCCAGAAUAUCAAGAUGGCAAGAACUGCCAUUUGCAACCUUAUCCUGGGAAAUCCUCCAUCAAAGGUUUAUGGCAAUAUUCGAGCUGUGGCUAGCAGAGCAGCAGAUCGAUUCUGAUUUCAAAUCAGAGACUUUGUCUUGUCUUUGGACUCUAAUGAAAAAAGACCUUACUUUCUACAAAUGUUCACAAGAAACCAAGGGAAGGAUUUUUCAGUCAUUUUAGCCUUGGUCCUUUCUUCCAUUCGCAGCCAGAAGCAUGAACACAAAGUUUGAUAAGUACCUUUCAGGAUAAUUUAAACACCAAAAUUUAAUACAUUAUUAUUAUAAACAUUGUCAUAUUUUCAUUUUAUAUCACAUAUGUAGCAGAUUUGCAUUGUUUAUAGUUCUCAUUUGGAGGGGAACUUCUUGCUUAAAUAGUUCUGAAUUUACAGGUUUUUUAAUUUAUAACUUUAUAACUUUAUAAGUUUAUAAGCAUUUUUUCCCUAUGGAUUAUAAUUAAAAGACUUAUCUCAGAAAACCUCUCUAUGAAUCAUUUCCUUAAUAAUGGGGAUAAUAUUUGAAUAUGUUAGAAUCUGGUCAUUAGCAGUUUGGGCUAUACUGUGUGACCCAAGACAGGCUAAUCUUUGUACCUGUUUUGCAGUUUUUAAAAUUAAAAACCUGUGCCAGAAG